Amoebophrya sp. A25 is the source of this 7063-nucleotide messenger RNA. NCBI's taxonomy places the organism in Eukaryota, Dinophyceae, Syndiniales, Amoebophryaceae. The record is from the annotation of a GenBank genome assembly.
UGGAGGGCGUACGUGGUGGGGACAAGCCCUCAGCCGGAUCUGGAUACGAUAAGGAACUUUUGGAAAUGGAGUUAAGGAGUGCGAUGGCCUAUCUUCACAGAGCGCCCCUCUUUUUUAUUACUUCUUCCUGAUUCUGGCUUAGGUAGUCUGCCGUUGUCUGACAAGUUGCGCCCCAGGAUCUGAAGAGAUCGAUGAACCCACAACAUGAAUUGCUGUGAGCUCUAAUGGGGGAGCUCCUCUUUCGUCUUGCCGAAGGCUCAGCGGGCACUCUUGCGCGAUGUGCUCGGACAGAAAAAGAACGGUAAGGCCGCCGCAUCCCUUGCUCGUGUGUAUUGGCCUACGCGUGCUACUUAUGUGUUAGCUCUUAGGUGAGAACGAAGAAAGUAGACGCAUGGCGAGCGCUCCUGUCUAGGUUAUAGAGGGUCAAAGGCGUAGGCGCGUAGCCCCUCAUCUGUGUGUACUCAGUAUGCGACAUUGCGUGCUGAAAUGUAUACUACUCCGCAAUCAGCCUCGCCCAUACAUGCCAAGCCAGGCUCGUUAAAAACACGGAAGAAGUGGAGAGUGUAGAUCUGUGCGGGGUUUGUGCCUGGCUCCUUGAUAACGUUCUUGGGGAAUGCAAAUGCCCAAACUUUGGAAGAGAGCUAUAGGGAGGCUACAGCCUGACAACGGCAGCACACGUAGCAAGGGCCUUCGCCAAUAUCGUAGCGGCACAGCUGCGGCCUUGGAUCCGCCUGCUUCUUGUCUUGCUUCCAUUUCUGUCCAUUCAGGCAGCAUCAACGCCGGAGCGGCCUCCACUGCUUACAGGUGGGAAGCGUUGUAUGGCUGGGCCUCACCUUCGGCCAUUUUUGCCCCAGCCCCGCUCUUGCACUGGCGCGCGAGCAUAAGACGGCGGACUACGUGGCGCUCUGGUUCUGUUUGCUCUAAGGGUGUGGGUUCUUAUCGAUCGUUGGCGGAGCUUGCUGGCCUUGUUUUGUAGUUUCGUCGCCGGUUGUUUUAUGUCGCGCUCGCGGGCGCUUGAAAUAAACAACCCGCAGCGCGAACACAUGCGAGCGGCGCGCUUGAUUCAUUAUCGCGCGGGCUGACUAGCUUGCGCAGCGCGUGCAACCUGUCAGGGGAUCACGUGCGGCUGCGGUCGUUUCUUCUCUUUCCAUCACGCUGGCAGGCCGUAGCUUUUGCCGCGUUGGUGCAUCAUCGCUCUCAGGCUUGUGGGCGCAGUAGUUGGCGGCCUCUCUCGGGCUUCGUCACCGGGGUUGUGUGUUUCGCCUUCGCUUUCGUCUGUGGGCUGUGUUCUCUGCUUUCGGUCAGUUGUCUCAGCACGGUAAAGACAGUCCCCCUGCUCAGCGUCUGUUCCCGGCUGGUGUCGUGCAGUCGGUUCUCUGACCUGUCAGUGGCUUCGUGUUACUUAUGCUUGAGCGGCCUCGCCUCGCCUUUCUGUGUCGUCAUUGGUAGGCACUGGCGCUUGCUUGUGCGUUGCCGCGUCGCUCGGUGCCGUUUGUCGGUGUUCUGCAAGCUUGUGCGGGCUGUGCCCGGAAAGGAGGCCUCCUGCGUGCCCGCCCCUGCAGAGUUUUGGUCGGUGGGUUCAUUGGGUUGUAGCGCUGUGUGGCGCGCUUGUGUCUUGUGAGGCAAAUGUCAGGCGCAGGCGUGUGCUCGUUGUGGGGUGUCGGUCUUGUCUUCCUCGGCCGUUGGGUGUAAGCACCACGCAGCCGCGCGCAUGGGUCAGCUCUCUCCCCUGCUUGUUUUUUUUUUAUGGUUUUGCCUCCGCGUGGUUCGCUUGCAGCAGCGGGCGUGCGUCAGUGUGAUGCGCUUGCUGCGCCCCAGCUGGGCGCUUUCGUUCCACUUUCAUGUCUGUGAAGGAGCAAGCCUGUGGCUUCGCGUUGUGUUUGCGCGCGUCGGUCUGCUGUCUGUAGUGCUGUGUGGUAUCUCGUGCCGUGUUGGAAGAUUGUCAGUCGCUUCUUUCUGCUUCAGAGAUUUAUCGCUGGGCCUGUGCGUAUGUCGUGCCCCUGCCCGUUGUGCUUAUAUAUAAACAUGACUCAGGGCCGGACGGCUGCGGCGGCGAAGCCUAACGGAUGCACUUAGGGCACGGGCAGGCACCUGGACGGGGGCGCAGGCGGUCCCUUGGGCCCCUUUUGAAGCCUCCCACCACCAUCGGAGGCCCCGAGGGAACCGCCAGGCCCCCCCCGGCGGACGCCUCAAAAAGGGGCCCCUUGCCCUUGUGCCCGCCCCCCCCCGCUAGGCGGGGGGGCGUCGCCCCGCGCCCUCGGACGUAUAUGCUUUAGGGCUCGCUGCACGGUGCCCCCCCACUGUGGUAUGAGGAUGGUCUGUAGUGGCGCGCGCGCGCGCUUUUCCGCGCUGAUUUUCGCGGAUUCUAGUGGUGGAAGGCGUCAAAACUUGGCGCGGGCCUCCCCUUGCGCCUCUCCGCGGGUCCUUUAGGGGCCUCCCGGCCUCUGCUGACCCUCGCAGGCGGGAGGCCUCCGGGUUAAAAGGCUGCGGAGGGCGGCCACGGUCGCAAGAGCAAGCAAGCUGAUGCCCCGGGGACGGGGGGGCACAGGCUGCACGGCUCAGGGGGUCCGCCCAGCCCCUCGCCUUUUGCCGCCUUCGGAGGCCUUCCCCGGCCGGCGCAUUGCUGCGGCGGCGAAGCAUAUCGGAGGCACUUAGGGCACAGGCAGGCACCUGGACGGGUGCGCAGGCGGUCCCUUGGGCCCCGGUGGAAGCCUCCCACCUACGUCGAAGGCCUGCAGGCAACAGCCAGGCAGCUGGAAGGGAGCGGGGGAGGGAGGUCACGCGGCCCCUUUAUUUGGGGCCUUCGCUCCACCACCGGCAGACGCCUGAAAAAGGGGCCCGGGGCUGCACGGUGCCCCCCCCUGCGCUACGGACGCACCGGUAGCCCCGAGCCUUGGGCCAUAUAUUUACUCUUUUGUGUCUAUGCAAGUAAGUAUGGCGCAUGGCGUGAUAGAUGUAGCUUGUGGGCCAUGUAGCUCCAUCUCUGCUCUGCCUGUGCGCGUGUAUACGCGGGGGACACAGUGGGCGGCAUUGAUAGGGCCUCACGUCUAUAGCUGUCUUGUCUAGGGCGCGGCUCGUUGCUUCGCUUGCAGCAAGUGCUUUCUUGAAAGGUUGCAUGUUUAGGGGCGCUUACGUGCUCGGCUGCACACUAGACGCAGGGCGCUCACUUUUGCGCAUUUCUUUGAGAGAAAAGCAGAGUGUGGCGCGUCGUAUUUCUUAUUCAAACAAUUUACUACUAUGGAGUGAUAGGACAGGGAGGAGUAGUCGCAGUUUGUCAGUCGUAUUUUCUGGUCUUGGCUAUCGCUAUCAUAGGCUACGCGUUUUCUUUUAUCAGGGGAAUGCAAGCUGAGUCCUGGUUUUCGCAAGUAGUUAAUCUGCAUAUGAUCUUAGACAGUGGGGCGGAGGCUUAUUGCUCUUCUUCAUAAUCGAGGAAAGCCCGGAGGACUCACUGCAACAGGCGGCUUUGGACUUGGAUGAGGUCCGAGCCGCUUUCAAAGAGGAGGACCAAGGCGAGCACUGGAGUUAAGGCUUGAACACUUACCUCUCCAUGGUUUUCUUUCUGAGGAAGAAGGCUACUCAUUAGAGUCACUGCGCUGUCUGUAAGUGUGGCCAACCUCCGACAUAGAUAUGUGCGCAUAAUUAAAAGCACCAGCAGCAUACUGGAGUCUGUGGUGGCUCAGUGACUCAGUGGCAGCACCGCCGAGCUGUACUACGUACUCGUCAGAAUCAAUUUGAGCAGCCUUAGAACCGCAGUAGGUCCUAAAAACGUUAGAGAGGCAGAUAGCGCGUCUACCAAUUCGGGCCCACUCCAGUCGCCUGAGAGAGUUGUCGCGCCUGCUUUUUUCUUUUCAAAAGGAAGACAGAGGACCGACCGACCCGGGGGUGUCUGCUUCUAUCUGAAAGGGGGUGAAGCUUAAAAGGUAGCCCGUAACAGUAAGUCGGCUACGGCGUAGAUAGUCAAGCAAAAGCCCUCGGGCUUGUUGCUAAGGGAAUAGUCCCCAUUGUGGAAAGUAGAGCGGCUAGCUGAAAAACGCAGCUCACGAUGGGCCCAUUUGGGGAAGCGUCGGAUGCUGGAGAGCUUUUCUGUCUCCUGUGUAGUGUUUGUAUUUAGAUGUAGUGCGCUUAGAGGCGCUAGGCGCGCGCGAAGCACCCUAGGUAGAGAGCCAGACCGGGACGUGUCGAGCGCAGGCGAAAAACUUAAGUCAUUUCGUUUUCGCAAAAACUCAGCUUGAGACGUAGCUUAGCUGUGCUGCCCCUCCUCACCAACACGAGGCGCCUCUACCUCUUUUUCUUCUGCUUCUUCUCCUCCUAAGACACCGAGGGCGACGCGAGCAGUGACCCAGCCGUGCCGCUUUCCUUUUCGCUGGUGGUUCUAGCACAAGUAUACGAGAGAUAUGCUGGCAUUAUGGAUGGAUGGGCUUACUCGCUACCUCGUAGAUGAAAGACACGCUGGGGCUUAUCAUCUCGCCUGCGUAGGGCUAGCGGAGGCCGCUGCUUUUUAGACAAAUCCAAAGCAGUAGCAUCAUGGAGCAGCCCAAGGGCAGGUAGGUGAACCAAAAAACAGAGGCCCAAGGCAAGUCGCUCGAGCUCGGCCACGAGUCGACACUUGGGCAGAAGUGAGUUAUUUCACUGCCUCUAAUUGUAGUAAAGUCGAAGUAGCCCCUUCGAGGGGUUCUAGUAUCGCGUCAUCAAGAAGUGGCGGGACACGCACACCGCGACGCGACUGGCUUUAUCAUUACGGCUAGCUUACCGCCAUCUCAGUCUUGUGCGGGCUACGCUGAGUGGAGUCUUUGCUCUUGAUUUGGCGAGGGAUUAUAGGGGAACAAAGAGGGGAACCCACUCGGACUCAACCAGCGAAGGCAGGGAUAGUGAGCAACGGCCUCUAACAUUAACUGCUUGACAGCACAGACACGGACACCACGGAUCAGCGCCUUCUGCCAGUCUUCUGGAAACUCUUCGGAAGCGUGAACGACGCAAAGCUUGGAAACCUGGAGACGAGUUUCGAGUUUUUGGACCCAAGGCAUCGGCAUGGAACAGAAGUCAGCACAGGCCAAACAAAUAACAAAAAAAGAUGUUUUUUUUUUCGGUUGCAACAGCAAGUCCGAAACACCGCGAAAGCCGAGCUUCCGUUUGACACUUUCGCGGCAGAUCCCUCCGAGAACUACGCCGUCGCGUCAAGGUGUAGACACUCUCACGAAAUGCGGCUGCUUUCGCACCCUCCGGCAGAGUGGAUGAGCGUGUCUCCUGGUCUCGAGUUAGCAAACCGGCUCUACGCCGUCACUGCGCUAGACGUCCUCGCCUUCCCCGUUCAGGAACAAGCGUUCGCACCUUCAACAAUUAUGACAGGAAAAAGCGCACUUAUGUCCGAGAAAGCAGACACGCUGCAAGGAAGUGGGAGGCAGCAUCUUUAUUUUCUUGGUUGAAUAUAUAUGGGGCCACUUUUUCUUGUUAUAACAAUAGGCGCGACGCUAAUAGAUCAGCCCUACACUAAGGCCAGCGCUGACGCAUCCUCAGCGGCAUCGCGUCCGUGGCUUCUUUCUCAUAGGGAAAAGGGCCUCAGGGGUGUGCCCUAGGGUGCAGCGUGGUAGCUCUAACUACAUCAGUACGGGACACCAUGCUCGCGGCCGCGGCCUACCAUCUAAUGGCGACUAUCUUUAUGACGCUUGAUUACGACUGUCGGGGCAGCUGUGCCAUAUUGAUAAACGGACACUGAUUCAGCCCCUGCAGAUUCUAUAAUCAUAAACAAAUAGCAGGAGUAGUCUCGAGUAGUACUAAAAAAAGCGCAUGCGCAGGCAGAAGGGAGUUUUGUGUUAUCUCAUCACGACAGGCCUUGCGCUUGCAGCUUCUAUCUCGUGACCUCCAGUAACUUUCUUGGAAAUAUCACACACCACUGGACAUAGGACUACCAGCAUGGAGCUACUCCUCGUCUUCAAUUUAUUAUCUACCCAACUCUGAUUCUGGGUGGUUCUAAUGCGUUCUCAUUUAUGCCAUUCAGCAGCGCGCUGUCGGUGAUUCUACCACCUACGUGUGGCGUGGGCGCUCUGCCAAGGAGAUCCAGGACCAAGGCUUCAUAAUGAAGACGGAGAGGCUGCGCGACUUACCAAGGGGCGACUACCAUUAAGCAAAGGCUGUGAGACUGCCCCAAGCCGCUUUGACUUUCUUUCCGCAUUAAUAUGUAAAACAAGUAGUGAGGGCGUAGCUUUGUUUGGUGUCGUAAGGAACUUGCUGUCAGUCGAAGCGCUGUCAUUGCGGCCUACCGUUGUGCCCACAGAUCAUGCGCCAUAUGCAGUUCCCAGUAGUUUCUCUCAGUAGUUUCUCCACAAAGUUUCCCUCACAUUCAAUGGCUAUUUUCUUUGCCAGAUUCUGUGAAGCUAGUGGCUCGUAUUCCUCUAGUGUUUCCCUCUACCUAGUAGUCCCUUCGAGUACAACCGCUGCCGCCCUCUGGUUAGUAUUUUCCUGUAGUGUUUUCCUGAUAUUAUAGUUCUUUCUUGAUUUAUUGUUGUGUUCUUCAUCUUCUACAUCUAGCGUCUUUUCUCGAAUAUAUUAUAUUUCCUUUUCCUUCUAUAUUGUAGUAUAAGAAGUGAAGGUGUUUCAGUAUUAUAAUUAUAGUAUAUCUAUAGAUUAUUACUGCAGCCCCUUACUGUUAUUUUUGUUGUGCUCGUCAUCUUCCAAUGAUGUCCCCCCUUAUCUGGGUCGCACUGAUGAUGAUACUCCUCCAGCCCUUCUCUUCGUGUCCUUGUCCUUCCAUAAUGUAAAUUAUUUCUUCCAGUGCUUGAGAUGUUGUAGUUUUAGGCUGCCUUAGGGUAGAUCUAUACCUGCCUCAGGUUGAGCAGCGCUACUUUGGUUCCUCUAGUAUUAUUCUUCCAGAAGUUGUAUUGUUCCUCCAACAUAUAGCAGCUACACAGAACCCUCCUAAUACCCUUGCGAAAUUUUCCACAUCUUCGAUGAAGCGGGAGAGCAAGUACCCGGCAAUCCGUGCCCAGCUUUCUCGGACGACUCCGAACAGGCUGCAUUCGCCCUUCGGACUGAUUUCGAGUUUCUUCCGGAGCGCCUUCUGCACCUC